GAGAAACAUAAGAUAUAACAGAAAAAAAUGCAGAAUAGGGUGAAGAUAAUCGAUGGUAACUCAAAAAAUUGAAAAUGGGAUGAGGAUUAUGAGUAGAUCGAUUACCUUUCCGAAGAGCAAUGGGUAAGUCAGCAGAAGGAGGCAAAACCGGGGCAGGAGAAGUCGAAAGGAUAGGAAGUGAGUUAGCAGGUACCUCGUCCAAAGAAGGAGGAACAGCGACACGAUGACGGCAAUGAUAAACCUGAAGUGGGCGAGAAGGUACUGCAUCAGGUGGGGAGAUAAUGGGAAGGGGUAAGACUUCAGAAACAGGAAGAGACUCAGAGGUGGAGAAGAACGGUGAGUCCUCAAAGAAAGUGACAUCAGCGGAGAGAAAGUAGCGAUGAGCCUCAGAGGAAUAACAACGAUAACCCUUUUGAAGUUUGGAAUAUCCCAAGAAGAUGCAUUUUGUGGCUUUGGCAGAAAGUUUGUCCUGUCCAGGAGUGAGAAUAUGAACAAAGCAAGUACAACAAAAAACACGAGGAGGAAGGAAAUAAAGUGGUUGGUCAGGAAAAAGAAGGGAAUGAGGAAUCUGAUCAUGAUACAGACGAGGGCAUACGAUUAAUCAAAUAACAUGCUGUAAGAACAGCGUCCCCCCAAAAACGAAAAGGAACAUGACUAUGGAGAAGGAGAGUACGAGCUAUCUCAACAAGAUGUUGAUUCUUACGUUCAGCUACCCCAUUUUGUUGAGGAGUAUGAGCACAAGAAGAUUGAUGAAUGAUCCCAUAUUGGGACAUAAAUGAAGUAAAUGGUGCAGAAAAAUAUUCCCUGGCAUUGUCACUGCGCAACACACGAAUAGAAAUAUUGAACUGGGUUUAGAUUUCAGCAUAAAAUUUCUGAAAAAUAGAGAAUAACUCAGCUUGAUUUUUCAUUAAAAAUAACCAAGUACAUCGAGAAUAAUCAUCAAUGAAAGUGACAAAAUACUGAAAUCCUAAAGUAGACGCGGUCCGACAAAGACCCUAAACAUUAGUGUGGACAAGUUCAAAAGGAGACUUUGCCCGAUUAUUCAAACGCUUUGGGAACGAGACACGAGUAUGUUUCCUAAGCUGACAGGACUCACACGCAAGCGACGACAAAGAUGAAAAACUAGGGACCCUUUUUCUGGAACUUGGAUAGACUAGGGUGGCCCAGACGACUGUGGAUGAGGAGGGGAGCAUAGUGGAAAUGCAAACUGCAUGAGUUGAAGACACGGUGAGGUGAUAGAGGCAUUGAGACUCACGUCCUAUGCCAAUCGUCUUCCCCGUACUCCGGUCCUGCAAGGUCACAAAUUUAUCAGAGAAAGUGAUAGAACAAUUAAGAGUGCGAGUUAUUGUGUUGAUGGAAAUAAGAUUAAAAGGACACUCAAGGGCAUAAAGGACAUAAUGGAAAGGUAGGGAAGGGAAAGGAUGAGCGAAACCAAAACCUUUAGCCAUAGUUUGGGAACCAUUAGCUAAAGUAACAGUAGGUAAGGCAGAGGUAGUAAUAAUAGAAGAGAAAAGAUCCUUAUUACUAGAUAUGUGAUCAGAAGCGCCAGAAUCUAGAAUCCAAGGUUCAAGAGAAGAUGUGUGGGUAAGACAAGUAGAAGCAUUACCAAUCUGGGCAACAGAAGCAACAGAAGCUGACUUGGUGGCCUAAUAGCGGAGAUAGUCAUCAUACUCACUGUCAGUAAGGGAAAUACCCUGAGAUGUGGAGGAAUUGGGAGGCUGAGGCGACUGAGGAUCAGAUGACUGGGCCACGUGGGUAGUGCGGGGAGGCCGCCCAUGUAACUGAUAACACCGAUCACGAGUGUGGCCAAGCUUAUUGCAAUAGGUGCAAUGAGGACGUUGGCCUCUACCUCGGUUACCACUGCGUCCUCCUCAAGAGUUAGUUUAAGAAACUAACACAGAAGAAUCUGAAGUGUUAUCAGAUGGCAAAGUCUGAGUGGAGGGGAUAUGGAGGAGGCGAGCAAACACAUCAUCCAAGGAUGGAACGGAGGAACUGUCAAGAAUCUGAUCGCGGACGGUCUCGAGAUCUGGACGGAGGCCAAUAAGCGUAAGAACCAUGAAGAACUUGUCAAUUUGUGUUCGUUGAUCCCCAACAUCAGUAGUAAGAGGCAUCACGGUCAAGAAUUACUCCUUAAGAUAGGCAAUCUGGCCCAAUGUUUUUAAAGGCGUUUGUGGGGCGCGCCUUGAGGCGAGGCGCAACGAAAACGCGUUGAGGCAUUAAAAAUAAAACGAAACACCUGAAAGGCGUACGCUUUUCCGGUGAGGCGUGAUUGAGGCGCGCUUUGAUCGCGCCUUUCACGCUCCAAGAAGAAGGCGUACGCUUCGUCGGAUCUGAUGUGGCAAUGAACAGAGAUUUAAAAAAAAACCCUAAGUAAUCCCUAAAACCCCAGUCCCGACUGAAAACAAACCCAAAACGAAACCCUACCUCCAACGACUCAAGCGGCAACGGAGUGCUCACCCUCGGCGGCGACCAAUCGCAGCGAUCUUCUCCGGCGGCAAUCCCUCUCAUCUCCAGAAUGAGUUCCUCCGAUUCGAAGAAUUCAAGAAAAGAUUUUGUGUGGAAGUAUGUGAUUGAAGUUUCUGGAGAGCAAUAUUUAAGAUGUAAAUUUUGCAAUCAAAGAUGUACGGGAGGGGUGAAUAGACUAAAGCAUCACUUAGCCGGAACUCAUCAUGGUAUGAAACCAUGCAACAAAGUUAGUGAAGAUGCUAGAUUGGAAUGUAAAGAGGCAUUGGCUAAUUUUAAGGAUAAAAAAACGAAGAGAAAUGAAUUGCUCCAAGAAAUUGGUAUGAGUCCAACUUCAAUGCAUGAAAGUGCCUUGUCUAAAACAAUAGGGACAUUAGGGAGUGGGAGUGGGAGUGCGGAACCUAUUCCUAGGGGACCCAUGGAUAAAUUUACCACUUCACAACCUAGACAAAGUACUUUGAAUUCAAAGUGGAAGCAAGAAGAAAGGAAGGAAGUGUGUAGAAAAAUUGGUAGGUUUAUGUAUUCAAAAGGUCUCCCAUUCAACACUGUGAAUGAUCCUUAUUGGUUUCCUAUUAUAGAUGCUGUUGCAAACUUUGGGCCCGGGUUUAAGCCUCCAUCUAUGCACGAAUUGAGGACAUGGAUUCUUAAAGAAGAGGUGAAUGACCUAAGUAUCAUUAUGGAAGAUCACAAAAAAGCUUGGAAACAAUAUGGAUGUUCAAUUAUGUCAGAUGGUUGGACAGAUGGAAAAAGUAGGUGUCUUAUCAAUUUUUUAGUGAAUAGUCCUGCUGACACUUGGUUUAUGAAAUCAAUUGAUGCUUCUGAUACAAUAAAAAAUGGGGAAUUGAUGUUCAAAUAUCUUGAUGAGGUGGUUGAAGAAAUUGGAGAGGAGAAUGUUGUGCAAGUCAUCACUGAUAAUGCCUCUAAUUAUGUGAAUGCUGGAAUGAGGCUUAUGGAAAAAAGGAGUAGAUUGUGGUGGACUCCUUGUGCUGCUCAUUGCAUUGAUUUGAUGUUGGAGGAUAUUGGAAAGCUAAAUGUUCAUGCUACUACACUUUCUCGAGCUAGGCAAGUUGUGAAGUUUAUAUAUGGGCAUACUUGGGUUCUUAGCUUGAUGAGAACAUUUACAAAAAAUCAUGAACUUAUUCGUCCGGCAAUUACACAGUUUGCUACUGCAUUUCUUACUCUCCAAAGUCUUAAUAAGCAAAAGCAAGCUCUUAUAGCAAUGUUCUCCUCAGAAAAAUGGUGUUCAAGCACAUGGGCUAAAAAGGUAGAAGGUGUGAAAACUCGAAGUACAGUGUUGUUUGAUCCAAAUUUUUGGCCUCAUGUUGCUUUUUGCAUAAAGACCACUGUUCCAUUAGUUAGUGUCUUGAGAGAGGUUGAUUCAGAGGAAAGACCAGCCAUGGGUUAUAUUUAUGAGUUGAUGGAUUCAGCUAAGGAGAAGAUUGCAUUUAAUUGUCGGGGCAUGGAGAGAAAAUAUGGCCCAAUUUGGAGAAAAAUUGAUGCAAGAUGGACUCCGCAACUUCAUCGACCUUCACAUGCAGCAGGCUAUUAUCUUAAUCCUCAAUUGCGGUAUGGAGAUAAGUUCUCUGAUGUUGAUGAGGUGAGGAAGGGAUUAUUUGAAUGCAUGGAUAAGAUGUUGGAUUAUCAAGAACGUUUAAAAGCUGACAUUCAGUUGGACUUAUAUAACCAAGCAAUGGGUGAAUUUGGGAGUCGUAUUGCAAUUGAUUCUCGAACAUUAAGAAGUCCUACAAGUUGGUGGAUGCGUUUUGGGGGUUCAACACCGGAGUUGCAAAAGUUUGCUAUUCGAGUCCUUAGCCUUACUUGUAGUGCUUCGGGAUGUGAAAGAAAUUGGAGCACAUUUGAAUCGAUCCAUACAAAAAAAAGAAAUAGACUUGAACAUCAAAGGUUGAAUGCUCUAGUGUAUGUAAGGUACAACACUAGAUUGAGAGAGCGAAGUCUACAAAGGAAACAAAAUGUUGAUCCAAUCUUGGUAGAGGAGAUUGAUUCCGAUGAUGAAUGGAUUGCGGAGAGAGAAGAUCCCCUCCUCCCCCUUGAUCUUUGUUGGCUUCAAGAUAAUGAAUUAUUCAAUGUUGAUGCCAUUAGAGUUGUGUCAUCCAACUCCCAAGAGACGCAAGCAUCAUCGGAUCAUAUGGUUUCUUCACAUUCCUACAAAAGGAAACAUAAUGAAGUACCAAGUACAAGUGGAGGCAAAGACAAAGAUAAGGAAUUGAAUUUGACACCAAUUGAUGAAGAUGAAGAUUUAGAUGAAAUGGGGAUACAUGAUAGUGGACAUUUUCCUACUAUUGAUACAUUGGAUGAGGAUGAUGAUGACCUUGGAGAGGAGGAUUUAAGUUGAAACAAUUUACUCUAGUUGUUAUUUCAUGACUUAGUUAUGGAUUUUUUGUAAAAGUUUAGAACUAUUAUUAUGGUUGACUCUAUUUUCUAUUUCAUGACUUAGUUAUGGCUUUUUGUUAAAGUUUGAAACUAUUAGUAUAGUUGAAUCUAUAAUCUAUUUUAUGAAUUUGUUA
Messenger RNA from Vitis vinifera (wine grape), 4988 nucleotides. RefSeq lists its product as uncharacterized. Gene Ontology annotation, molecular function: DNA binding; protein dimerization activity. Bases 2516 to 4816 code for a protein of 766 amino acids. The record is from RefSeq and is a predicted model, not a curated record. Lineage: Eukaryota; Viridiplantae; Streptophyta; Magnoliopsida; Vitales; Vitaceae. The transcript is spliced from 4 exons.